This is a messenger RNA of Dentiscutata erythropus, 425 nucleotides long. The record is from the annotation of a GenBank genome assembly. NCBI's taxonomy places the organism in Eukaryota, Fungi, Glomeromycota, Glomeromycetes, Diversisporales, Gigasporaceae.
UGAAGUUAAUUUUAAAAAUGCACAAGGCCGUUAUAUAGGGGCGAAAGCCCUAAAAUCAAGAACAAGAAAGUUUACAAGUCUUAAUAUGGAUGAAAUCCAGGGAAAACGCACAAAGACCCACAAUACUAGCUCAACUACCUCAAUGGAAUUAGAAAAAGAACAGGAAAAGCAAGUAGAAACCUCUAAUAACACGUCUGUAGAUUGGUCAGAAGACGUGGACCUAGAAUUCUCUGUGGGAGAGGACCCAACAGACACAGGCUCAAGCUCCUCUGAAGAAAGGGAAAAUUCACCGGGAAAUAUGAAGGAACAUUCUGGAAAAACUGCGGAGAAUGAUGAUGUGAUGAACGUGAUCAUGCAGAAUGAUUAUCUGAACCCGAAUUUGGGUAACAAUGCAAUAAAUUCGAGGAUUAAAUCAUCUGAAGGCC